GCCAGAGCUGAGUCAGUUUUGGCAGGGAGACCUGUGAAGAAUGAAGGUGGACGUGCUGACUUUCUUGGCUCUGGCUGCAGCCAGCUCCGUCGUCAUGGUGACCGGCGGUCGCAGCUCAGGCCGCAGGAAACACAAGGAGAUCUUCAUCGGAGAGAACAGCAAGUUCAAGUUUGGAGGACGUAUCGACUACAAACUGAAGAAGCAGGACAGCACCAAAACGUUGUUAAUAAAAAGUGAACAACUGCUGAGAAUCGAGGAGCACGACUUCGCCAUGAGACCCGGCUUCGGAGGUGCAGCCAUCCCCGUAGGCAUCGACGUGCAGGUGGAGAGCAUCGAUAGCAUCUCGGAGGUCAACAUGGACUUCACCAUGACCCUGUACCUGCGUCACUACUGGAAGGACGAGCGGCUGUCGUUCCCGUCCAAAAACAACCUGAGCAGGACGUUCGACUCCCGACUGGUGAAGAAGAUCUGGGUCCCCGACGUCUUCUUUGUGCACUCCAAGCGCUCCUUCAUCCACGACACCACCAUGGAGAACAUCAUGCUGCGGGUUUACCCCGACGGAAACAUCCUCUACAGCGUCAGGGUCACGGUGACGGCUCUGUGCUCCAUGGACUUCAGUAGUUUCCCUCUGGACACACAGAACUGUUCACUGGAGCUGGAGAGCUAUGCCUAUAAUGAGAACGACCUGAUGCUCUACUGGAAGAACGGGAACGACUCUCUGAGGACGGAUGAGAUCGUCCUGUCUCAGUUCUUCAUUGAACAUUUCCACGCCUCCAGUGGUCUGGCGUUCUACAGCAGCACCGGUUGGUACAAUCGUCUCUUCAUAAACUUCAUCCUGCGUCGCCACAUCUUCUUCUUCAUGCUGCAGACGUACUUUCCCACCAUGCUGAUGGUCGUCCUGUCCUGGGUCUCCUUCUGGAUCGACAGGAGGGCCGUCCCUGCUCGAGUGUCUCUGGGUAUAACCACGGUCCUCACCAUGUCCACCAUCAUCACAGGAGUGUCGUCCUCUAUGCCUCAGGUGUCCUAUGUGAAGGCCGUGGACAUCUACCUGUGGACCAGCUUCCUGUUUGUCUUCCUGUCUGUGAUCGAGUACGCGGCCGUGAACUACUGCACCACUCUGGAGGAGAUGAGGAAGAUGAAGAGGGGGAAGAUCCCGUCCACCUUCAACGCCAGCCAGGCGAUGGCCUUCGACGGCUGUUUCCAUGACAACGACAUCGAGCUGACUCCAUUCCCCCGGCUGGCGCCCACGCUGACCUCUGACCCCCUCACCACGCCGACCCAGAGCCCAGAAGUGCGCCCCGCGGAGGGGACCCGCCUCCGCCGGCAGCGCUCAGUGCGGGAGAACGUGGACCUGCUGGUCAGCAACAGCUACAUGAUCGACUCGUACUCCCGUCUGGCCUUCCCUCUGUCCUAUCUGCUCUUCAACACCAUCUACUGGAGCCUGUACUCCUGAUCCUGCUGCUCCAAACUCUGCAUCCACAGACUCAAUCACCUCAACGAACUGACUCUUGACUGGAGACGGGAGCUCACGUACUCAGCUCCAGCAGCUUCGCCAAAAGUCUUUGCAGAAGAGAUUGAAAUAAAAACACUCAAGUCCCUUCGACUGGACGGGAACUGUAGUCGACGUGGCUUAAAUCCUGUGUGAUCUUUAUAUGUGUCUUUUCUUGUUGUGCUUCCUAAAGCUUUUAUUUCUUAGAAAAUUAGAGCGAAGGUCAUGUCAAAAUGUGUCACAAAUGUGUUACUUUUUUUUUAAAUAAAGCAUCUUGUUUUUGAUGAAUGAUGUGAUUGGAGCAAACCAACUACUGUCCGUGUUUAAAUAUUUUUAAUUGUAAUGUAAACUGACUCUAUGUGUUCUAGGUUAAUGACUCUUAACGAUGAAACUGAAAUCAUAGUUUUUGUACUGUUAAAAUGUUUUACUUUGGAAAACGUUUACCAGCUAGUCCAAAAUAGCCAUAUCAAGGAGUUUGAAUUGUGCCACGUCAUCAGUUUUAUCUAUUUAUUUAUUAAUUUAUUUGUUCUUCCCUCUGCCACUGAUGUCAGGGACAUGGAUGAGUCUGAUUAAAUACAGUAAAAAUGUAAAUAUUUACUGCUUUUCCUUAAAAUGAAUUGCUAACAUUGCAGAAUGCAAUCAGAUCAAUUUUAUUGCUUAUCUUUGGCAUAUUCAAGCCUCUAAUUACCACUAAAGCCGCAUCAACCUACUGUUUAUUUUCAUGGAAAAAGAUUUUUUUUUUGUCUGUUUGUUUUUUGUACAAGAAAAAAAAAAGAAAAAACAUUUAAUACUUCAUAUUUUCAGACUGGCAUUUCAAAUCGUGAAAACCAUUGAAUUUUUUAGAGCAGGUCUGAAGUUGUUAGAAGAAAUAUUGAUGUAUUAGGAUUAUAUGUUUUUUUGCACAUGUACAUUUUUUGCUAUCACGGUGUCUGUGUCCAGAGUAAAAGACGCUGGACUUCAAAAAUGUAAAUAAAAAUAAAAUUAUCACCAAA
Mugil cephalus (flathead mullet) is the source of this 2481-nucleotide messenger RNA. RefSeq names its product gamma-aminobutyric acid receptor subunit rho-3-like. The record is from RefSeq and is a predicted model, not a curated record. Gene Ontology annotation, cellular component: synapse; GABA-A receptor complex; neuron projection. Gene Ontology annotation, biological process: nervous system process; chemical synaptic transmission; regulation of membrane potential. The coding region runs from base 41 to 1453 and encodes 470 amino acids. The transcript has 10 exons. Gene Ontology annotation, molecular function: extracellular ligand-gated monoatomic ion channel activity; neurotransmitter receptor activity; GABA-A receptor activity. Lineage: Eukaryota; Metazoa; Chordata; Actinopteri; Mugiliformes; Mugilidae.